Molecule: messenger RNA, 1773 nt
Organism: Triticum turgidum subsp. durum (durum wheat)
Lineage: Eukaryota; Viridiplantae; Streptophyta; Magnoliopsida; Poales; Poaceae
Source: the annotation of a GenBank genome assembly
AUGGCCUUCUUCUUCUUCCAGUUCCUCCUGCUCCUGCUUCUAGCCGCCGCCCAUGGCGCGGCCCCUGUUCUUGGCUUCACGAGGAGCGACUUCCCGCCGGAAUUCGUCUUCGGGGCCGCCACCUCGGCAUACCAGAGCAAACAAACCAACGAAAGCAAGUGUUCGCUAGGAUCCAAUCCACCAGCUCUCACAGCGAAGCCUAACAAGUCAACAACCACACAAGUAGAUUAUCAUUUCCUGCUUGUUUUAGUUAGUUUUAUGUGGCUCUGGUUAUUUAUUUUUCAACUCGAAUGUGUGGCUCUGGUUUACCUCUUGCGCAUUUUAGCUGGCCUCUCUUGCUCUGCUUCUCUGGUUAAUUUGCUCUGUUUUUCUUUUAUGCAGUAUGAGGGUGCCGUGGCUGAGGAUGGCAGGAGCCCAAGCGUCUGGGACACCUUCACACAAGCAGGGAAAAUGUCGGAUAAAAGCACAGGCGAUGUCGCUGCUGAUGGGUACCACAAGUACAAGGAUGAUAUCAAGCUCAUGGUUGACACUAACCUAGAGGCUUACAGAUUCUCUAUCUCCUGGUCAAGGCUUAUACCAAAUGGGAGGGGGACUGUCAACCCAAAAGGUUUGGAGUACUACAACAACCUUAUAAAUGAGCUAGUGCAACAUGGGAUUCAAGUCCAUGUUAUGCUUUCCCAUCUCGAUUUCCCGCAAGUUUUGGACGAUGAGUAUGGCGGAUGGUUAAGCCCUAAAAUUGUGGAGGAUUUCACAGCAUUUGCGGAAGUGUGCUUUAGGGAGUUUGGAGACAGGGUUUCAUACUGGACAACGAUAGAUGAACCUAAUGUCAGCGCACUAGGAUCUUACGACAAUGCACUAUUUGCCCCGGGACGUUGCUCCAACCCAUUUGGAAUAACAAAUUGUACAGUGGGAAACUCAACUGUGGAACCAUACAUAGCAGCUCAUAACAUGAUACUGGCUCAUGCAUCAACUACCAGACUUUACGGAGAAAAAUAUCGAGCUGCCCAAAAGGGAGGUGUUGGCAUAAAUGUUUACUCUUCUUGGAGUUAUCCUAUGACGAACUCUGAUGUGGAUGUGGAAGCAGCUAAAAGAUACUUAGACUUCGUGUUCGGAUGGAUACUAGAGCCCUUGGUGUCUGGAGAUUACCCAGAUGUGAUGAGGAAAAAUGUUGGGUCUCGACUUCCAUCGUUCACAAAGUCCCAGUCUCAAGUUGUCAAGGGAGCUGUUGAUUUCAUAGGAAUAAACCACUACUAUUCCAUGUAUGUUAAUGACCGUCCUUUAGACAAAGGCACUCGUGACUAUUCAGCAGACAUGUCUCUUUACCAAAGAGCUUCUAAAACAAUCCCAGGAAGUAGCAAGAAUGUCCCAGCAUCUUCUCAAAGUGACCCGGAAGGAUUGCAAUAUGUGCUGCAGUACCUUACGAAAGCCUAUGGGAACCUUCCUAUCUAUGUGCAAGAGAAUGGUGUUGCAUCUAAUGACACUCUCGAUGACACCGAAAGGAUCGAAUACUUGAAGAGCUACAUGGGUAGCACACUGAAGGCAGUAAGGAAUGGAGCAAACGUAAAAGGCUACUUUGUCUGGUCCUUCCUAGACGUCUUCGAGUUCUUUGCAGGGGCCAAGUCACGGUACGGCCUGUACCGUGUCGAUUUUAACGAUGAGGCGCUGCCACGACAAGCGAAGCUCUCUGCUCGAUGGUACUCUGGCUUCCUGAAGAACAAUGACACCUAUGUUCGGAACGAGCUCGAAAGUACAGGAUCGCAUGCUCUGCAAUGA